AUGGCGACGGGGCCAGAAGUGGAGGCCGUGGCGACCUUCGACUGCAUGGGCCUGAGCGAUGAUAUCCUCCACGGCAUCUAUGGCCACGGGUUCGACAAGCCUUCCGCGAUUCAACAGCGAGCAGUGGUGCCGAUUGUCCAAGGCCGAGACGUUAUUGCUCAGGCGCAAUCUGGCACUGGCAAAACUUCCACCAUUGCCCUCGCGUCUUGCCAUAUCGUGGACACCUCCACAAGAGAUGUGCAAGUGCUGAUUUUGUCACCUACGAGGGAUUUGGCGAGUCAGACGGAGAGAGUUGUGCUGGCUAUUGGUUAUUACAAGAACAUACUAGCCCAUGCCUGUGUUGGAGGGAAGAGCAUGGGCGAAGAUACCCGGAAAUUGGAGCUCGGAGUUCAUGUCGUGUCUGGAACUCCCGGCAGGGUUCUCGACAUGAUAAAGAGGAGAACUCUUCGUACUAGAGCUAUCAAACUCCUAGUCCUUGACGAAGCUGAUGAGAUGCUGAGCAGAGGAUUUAAGGAUCACAUCUUUGACGUUUACAGAUACCUACCGCCGGAGCUUCAGGUUGUCUUAGUUUCAGCAACACUCCCCACUGAGAUUCUGGAGAUGACAGGAAGAUUCAUGACCGAUCCGAUACGGAUUGUUGUGAAGCGUGAUGAGUUGAUGCUGGAGCGCGUCAAACAGUACUUUGUGUCAGUGGAAAGAGAAGAGUGGAAAUUCGACACUCUGUGCGAUAUAUACGACGUCUGCACUAUAAGCCAAGGAGUCAUAUUCUGCAACACCAAGCGGAAGGUGGAGUGGCUUGCUGAAAAGAUGCGUGAUUGUAACUUCACUGUGUCUUUCAUGCACGGUGACAUGCCUCAAAGGGAGAGAGAUGCAGUAAUGGCUGCAUUUCGAUGUGGGGCGACUCGGUUGAUGAUCACUACCGAUGUGUGGGCUCGAGGGAUUGAUGUUGAGCAGGUUUGUCUUGUCGUCAACUAUGACCUUCCUAACAACAGAGAGCUGUACAUCCAUCGGGUUGGUCGAGCAGGCCGUUUUGGGCGGAAGGGCGCUGUGGUAAAUCUGGUCAAGGACAAGGAAAUCCAGAUUCUUAGAGACAUAGAACAGUACUAUGGCACCACUAUAGCUCAAUGUCUGGAGGACCUUCCUGAUAUAAUUUGACAAGAUAAGAACAUUUAGAAAGGCCGUGAAAGGCUUCCUGUUAAUAGCCUAAAGCAAAGCGUUACGUUACUCCUCACCCAUAAAUUAUCGCAUUCUUUGUUCUUUUCAAAACUUGGGAGGCGGUUGGGUUGUGUUUCGAAUGUUUAAUUCAAGGAUUUUAUCUUAUGUAUUUUGAGUUUCGAUCUUUGAACACGGGCUCAUACACGAAUGGUGUCUUACCACAAAAAAUAUGGAAACCAUUCGACAAUUUGGGUAAUAACUUAUUGA
Molecule: messenger RNA, 1422 nt
Organism: Rhodamnia argentea
Lineage: Eukaryota; Viridiplantae; Streptophyta; Magnoliopsida; Myrtales; Myrtaceae
Product: eukaryotic initiation factor 4A-III homolog B-like
Exons: 8
Coding region: 1-1155 (384 amino acids)
Cellular component (GO): nucleolus; catalytic step 2 spliceosome
Molecular function (GO): RNA helicase activity; mRNA binding; ATP binding
Source: RefSeq, a predicted model, not a curated record